AUGCCAAACUUCUUCGUCGAGGAAGAUCCUUUCAUCUCCGAUGAGUGCAAGGCCAUCUUCACUGCCUACAGUGGCAUACCAGAGACUGAGCUCGUGCCUCACAUUCGCCAACUUCGUGACCGAGCGUGGAAGACGUUCAAUUAUCCAUGCAUCGGCCGCUAUAGCUUCCUUGAAUUCAGCAUUGGCGAUCACGAAAUCUAUCCAAAGGUCCUGGAAAAUCUCAAGCAUGGGGCGACGCUUCUCGACCUUGCCUGCUGCUUUGGACAGGACCUCCGCAAAUUGGUACACGACGGAGUGCCCGCAAUGAAUCUGACAGGCAGCGAGCUUGAUGCCGACUUCAUUGCUUUAGGUUACGACCUUUUUCGCGACAAGGAGAAACUCAAGGCAACCUUUAAGACUGGUGACUUCUUCGCACCAGAGACUGCUGGUUUAGAACAUGGAGCUUAUGACUAUAUCCACGCCGCAUCGUUCUUUCAUCUCUUUCCGCGUGAAAAGCAGAUCGAAGCCAUUUCCAAGUGCGUUGCUAUGCUCAAGCAGAAACCAGGGUCCACCAUUUUCGGGAGACAAACGGGAACGAAAACGCCGGAAGAGCUCGAUGGAACGUCAAAUGGAGGCGCUUAUAGGCACAGCGAGGCGUCUUUUGUUCGGCUCGUAAAGGAAGUCGCAACGAAAUUGGGCGUCGAUGUGGACGUGCAGUGCGGGGUGGCAGAUGAGCCGUGGCCGGUCUCGAACGCGACAGAGCGAGAGCAAGGAUUUUCGACCUGGACGAGGCUGAAGUAUACUAUCACCAUACGGAGUGUCGGCGCAUGA
Sphaerulina musiva SO2202 is the source of this 810-nucleotide messenger RNA. RefSeq lists its product as uncharacterized. The record is from RefSeq and is a predicted model, not a curated record. NCBI's taxonomy places the organism in Eukaryota, Fungi, Ascomycota, Dothideomycetes, Mycosphaerellales, Mycosphaerellaceae. The transcript has 2 exons. Bases 1 to 810 code for a protein of 269 amino acids.